Drosophila teissieri is the source of this 510-nucleotide messenger RNA. RefSeq lists its product as uncharacterized. The transcript has 2 exons. The record is from RefSeq and is a predicted model, not a curated record. Lineage: Eukaryota; Metazoa; Arthropoda; Insecta; Diptera; Drosophilidae. The coding region runs from base 10 to 471 and encodes 153 amino acids.
AGUCACACCAUGACGAUAGAGGAACCGCAGAUUGUGGCCAUCAGCGUCAGCCACAAGCCACAAGUGGGAUACCUGAAAGAGGAGUCCACCUGGAUUCAUUGUCCUUCGUGUGAGAGGACUGGCACCAGUGUGGUGCAACUGGAGCUGGUCACUUGCCUGCAGAGAUUCCUGGGAUUCACAAAACUCUGUAAGAAAUGGUCUGGCCGCCAGGACAUCAAUCACUAUUGUUCGCACUGCGGCUGCUUCAUUGGAAGAUUUGUGCCCAUCAGCUGCAUGGAACGUUGCAUUUCGAGAUCGGCGCGUAAACAGGCGGCCGUGGAUGAGAUGACCCUGAAGACACGACCCAAAGAUUGCGCUGAAAGGGCACAGAAAUCCAGGGAGAAAGUUCUGGCCAGCAGGGAGAAGAAGAGAGCAGAGAAAGCUGCCAAGGAUCUGGAAAAAUCCCAAACGCAAAUAGCAGUACACCAAUAAUCAAGUGCUUCCGGCUGUUUAAACUCACACCAUCGACUA